Zasmidium cellare ATCC 36951 is the source of this 831-nucleotide messenger RNA. RefSeq lists its product as uncharacterized. NCBI's taxonomy places the organism in Eukaryota, Fungi, Ascomycota, Dothideomycetes, Mycosphaerellales, Mycosphaerellaceae. The transcript has 3 exons. Gene Ontology annotation, biological process: fatty acid beta-oxidation. The coding region runs from base 1 to 831 and encodes 276 amino acids. Gene Ontology annotation, cellular component: peroxisomal matrix. The record is from RefSeq and is a predicted model, not a curated record.
AUGGACACUCCACCCAAGCCGAUAGACGAAGUCAAGUUCGAAGUACGAGGUCGAGUCGCCAUCAUUACGAUAAAUCAACCCAAGAAGCUGGGCGCUUUGACUCGUGAAUCGUAUUUCCACCUCUCGCAGCUCAUGAGACACGUCGACGGCCGAAGAGAUAUCUACAUCACCAUGUUGACCGGAACGGGGAGAUUCUUCAGCGCCGGCGCCGAUGUCUUCGCUGCCAGUAGCGACAAUGCCCCUAAAGAACAAGAGUACUCCAAAUGGCUCGAAUCCUUUGCCGCACACAACCUCAACAUCACCCAGGCCUUCUAUUCACACCGUAAAAUCCUUGUCUCCGCUCUCAAUGGGCCAGUCGUGGGCAUCGCCGCCGCGCUCAUCGGCCAUAGCGACUUUGUCUACGCCGCCACGCACACCUACCUCCUCUGUCCCUUUACGUCCCUCGGUCUGCUACCCGAAGGUCUCUCCUCUCGCGCCCUAAUCAAUCGGCUGGGGCCUGCGAGGGGAAUGGAGGCGCUGCUGAUGAGCAAGAGGAUUACAUGCGAGGAGUUAGUAGGAUGUGGGUUCGUUAAUAAAGUUUUUGAGGCAGGACGGCAGGGCACACGGGACUUUUUGGAGUCGGUGCUGCACGAGAUAGAUGAGAGAUUGGGAGCGCACCUAAAGCCGGAUGCUCUCAUCAAAACGAAAGGGCUCAUCAGAGGCCCUGAUAAGGAUCUAUACGAUGCUCAAGGGGCGAAGGAGGUUUUCCAAGGAUUGGAGAUGUUUAUGAGGGGCAUUCCGCAAGAGGAGUUUAGAAAGAUUGCAAGUAAAGAGAAGGUGCAUAAACUCUAA